UCACGUGAUUGUUCAAAAUGGCGGCACGUUUGAUUGAUUGUAUGAAAGAAAGAGAUUGUACUUGUAUCUUGGACCACGGUAUAUUUGUUUAGCGGACAGUUGAGUGUGUGUGCGGUCAAAACCAUGAUAAUUUAUGGUAGCCUAAGAAUAGACUCGGUUAAUGCAUUUCAUAAACGUCAUUGCGUGGGAACUCGCAAAAAUAAUGAAACUGGUGCUGAAGGGGUUGUUGUCGACACAGGGAUCUUAGUUCGGACUCCCAGGUAAAUCUCUGCAGUGAGCAGUUGAGAUGCCAGCACUGACAAAAGAUUAACCAACUGAGACAUAAGAGCCAGCACCAUCAACAUGGUUCAUGAGAUCGAGGACUUCUAUGGCGUGUACCUCCUCUACAACUUGAACCCUCGGUACAAGGGGAGGACCUAUAUUGGGUACACUGUGGACCCCAACAGGAGGAUCAAGCAACACAACACAGGAGCACAGGCAGGAGGAGCGUGGCGCACAGAUGGGAAAGGACCCUGGGAGAUGAUCUUGAUUAUCCAUGGCUUCCCAAAUGACAUCUCAGCAUUACGGUUUGAGUGGGCGUGGCAGCACCCAGACAAAUCAAGGCGUCUCCGGCAUCUGCCAAAGAAAACUCGCAAAGAGACAGCACAUCAGUUCCGAUUCCGAAUUGUUUCCGAAAUGCUCCGAACAGGUCCAUGGAAUCGGCUUCCACUUACGAUCCGCUGGCUGAAGCAAGACUACUGUCUGGACUUUCCGCCUGCGAGUGCCCCGCCUUCACACAUGCCGAUCGUGUAUGGCCCUGUGAAGAGGAAGAAGAUCGGGAAGGCAGGGAAGGGGAAGACACAGAAGGAUAGCACAGAGGAAAAGGAUAAUGAGAGUGAGAUCUCGAGUCUCAACGUGAGACACAGGGUCUGUCCUGUGUGUUACAAGCGACUGAAGCCUAGUGACACAACAGUAUCCUGCUACCAUCCCCACUGUCAGAUGGAGGCCCACAUCCUGUGUCUGGCACAACGCUUCCUGUAUGACCCAGGUCAGGUGAUCCCAAUCGAGGGUUUCUGUGUCAAGUGUAAACAGCCCCUCCUGUGGGGCGACCUGAUCAGACACAAACGGGGCUGCUACCAGAAUCUUGCUGAGUCAUCCACCCAGGGAGAGUCGCAAGCUGACACUGGGAGUGAUACAUGGUGAUGUCAAAUCUGACUGACCUUGACACUGUUGUAGGUACACUGUUGGACAUAGGAAGAGGGCCAUGUCUGACUGACCUUGA
This is a messenger RNA of Haliotis rubra (blacklip abalone), 1261 nucleotides long. RefSeq names its product structure-specific endonuclease subunit slx1-like. Lineage: Eukaryota; Metazoa; Mollusca; Gastropoda; Lepetellida; Haliotidae. The coding region runs from base 343 to 1182 and encodes 279 amino acids. Gene Ontology annotation, biological process: double-strand break repair via homologous recombination. The transcript is spliced from 6 exons. Gene Ontology annotation, molecular function: 5'-flap endonuclease activity; crossover junction DNA endonuclease activity. Gene Ontology annotation, cellular component: Slx1-Slx4 complex. The record is from RefSeq and is a predicted model, not a curated record.